Messenger RNA from Coniosporium apollinis CBS 100218, 1461 nucleotides. RefSeq lists its product as uncharacterized. Lineage: Eukaryota; Fungi; Ascomycota; Dothideomycetes. The record is from RefSeq and is a predicted model, not a curated record. Gene Ontology annotation, molecular function: transmembrane transporter activity. Gene Ontology annotation, biological process: transmembrane transport. The transcript has 4 exons. The coding region runs from base 1 to 1461 and encodes 486 amino acids.
AUGGCAAGGGAUCACGAUGAGCGGUCCCCGCUACUCCAGAACCGCCAGCACGGCGGGGAGGAAGAGGAAGAGCGCGAGCUCCUGAAGUUCUCUGAGAGCGACGACGAGAACCCACGAGCAUGGCCCAAAUCCAAGAAGCUGGCCAAUGUCGGCAUCGUUGCGCUAAUGUCAAUCCUGAGCCCUCUAGCAAGCUCGAUGUUCACGCCUGGUAUGCGGCAGAUUGCAGAAUGCUUUGACACAGACCUCAACGCCGUGAUUGGCGCGACGACCGGCUUCGUGGUCAUGCUGGGCAUUGGCCCUCUCGUAUUCGCCCCACUAUCAGAGACGUUCGGCCGCAGAAAGCUAUACCUGUGGUGCUUCGGGAUCUUCUCGCUCCUACAGAUACCCACCGCGCUCAGCCCCAAUAUCGGGGCUCUCAUCGCCGUCCGUACUAUAUCUGGAUUCUUUGGUAGCAUUGGCAUAGCAAAUGGCGGAGGCACGAUCUCCGAUAUGUUUGCACCGGAAGAAAGGGCCAGCGUUUUUGGUUGGUACCUACUGGGACCGCUCCUCGGACCAACUCUAGGGCCGCUGUUCGGGGGCAUCAUCGUGCAACGUCUCGGCUGGCGGUGGAUCUUCUGGGUCCUCACCAUCAUAUGCGGCGUCAACACGCUAGUCGGCUACUUCUUCCUCAAGGAAACUUACGCGCCUGUUAUACUUGCCCAGCGGAAAGCUCGCUAUGAGCAAAGCGAAGAGAGCGGCGGCAAGAGGUAUAGCUACGAAGGCGAAGAUACUAGACCGCUCACGAGCAAGCUUACUACCUCUCUGAAACGGCCGGUCAAGAUCUUCAUGCAGCCUAUAGUCGCAGUCAUGUCAUUGUAUCAGGCUCUUUUGUUCAGCACCACCUACAGCUUGUACACCAAUUACGAAGACAUCUAUUCUGGAUCCUAUGGCUUCAAUACCGAGCAAGUGGGUUUGCUCUACCUAGGCCCGGGCUCCGGAUUCUUGAUCGCAGUGUGGUUCCUCGUCCCGAAGAUUGAUGUGGUCUACAACAAGCUGGCAAAGCGCAACGGGGGUAAAGCGAAGCCGGAGUAUCGGCUGCCCCUCGCGAACAUUGGAGCGGCUUUCAUCCCUAUAGCACUUUUCUGGUUUGCAUGGACCGUGGAGUACCGUGUUCACUGGGCCGCGUCAAUACUCAGCACGCCGUUUUAUGGCAUUGGCCAGGUCAUGAUUCUGAAUACGGUGCAGAAUUAUUACAUCGACUCUUUCGAGAAGUACGCGGCGUCGGCAAUAGCGGCAGGUGCAGUCUUCAGGUCGGUCGUGGGCGGCAUCGUGCCGCUGUUUGUGCCCACGCUAUUUGACAUGGUGGGAUACGGAUGGGGCAUCUCGGUGUUUGCAUUUUUGAGCCUUGCGCUUGCACCGGCACCGUUGUUGUUCUACUAUUAUGGUGGGAAGAUAAGGGAGAAGUUUACGGUGGAGUUGUAA